This is a messenger RNA of Rhodofomes roseus, 1465 nucleotides long. Its product is annotated as glycosyl hydrolase family 61-domain-containing protein. The transcript has 8 exons. Bases 210 to 1094 code for a protein of 294 amino acids. NCBI's taxonomy places the organism in Eukaryota, Fungi, Basidiomycota, Agaricomycetes, Polyporales, Fomitopsidaceae. The record is from RefSeq and is a predicted model, not a curated record.
AUAUAGCUGUUGCGUCAGGCGGGGGAGGAUCCCUGGAGGUGGGUGCGCGCGCAGACAUCGCAGCAUUCAAGACGUUCAGUUGACAUGAAUGCGCAGGGAUCGAGAGAAGGCAGGGCGAAGGCCGACGAUAGUCCGCACAAUUGGCGCAAUGUCCGCUGCCUCUUCCUCCGCCUGUUCGAUGCGCACGGUUUCUCCGUUGCGGCUGCAACAUGCCAUCCAGGCGCGGUCGCUUUGCGCGACAUAGCCUGAGCUUAUUGCGAAGGUCGCUUUCGCACUGUAGUGAGGCGAGGUGUAUAAAGGCGGGGGUGCGGAGCCCGGUUACGGCAGUGAAAUCACUCUCGACCUCUCAGCCCUUGAGUCCUCUCAGAGAAUUCACUAUGAAGGCCUUCUUCGCUGCCCUCGUUGCCGCCGCGGUCACCUCAGUCACCGCGCACUACACGCUGCCCGACCUCAUCCUGAACGGCGCUGCUGCCACGGACUGGGAAUACGUCCGCCAGACGCAGAACUACGAGACCAACAUGCCGCUCACGGACGUCACCAGCGACCUGAUCCGCUGCUACGAGAACAACACGGCCUCCUCCACCUCGACCGCGACCGUCAACGCCGGUGACACGGUCGGCUUCCAGGCCAACGGCGACUUCUACCACCCCGGCUACUUUUCGGCCUACAUGUCGGCGGCGAGCCCUGAGGCCGACUCCGAGGACGCCGGCACGAGUCAGACCUGGUUUAAGAUCUGGCAGGAGACCCCGACCUUCACCGCCGGUAGCAACGGCCAGCCCGGCACCCUGACCUUCGCCCUAGAGUCCAGCGACCAGUUCACAUUCCGCAUCCCGCCGAGCCUCCCCGACGGCCAGUACCUCAUCCGCGGCGAGCAGAUCGCCCUGCACCAGGCGAGCACCUACGGCGGCGCGCAGUACUACUUGGCCUGCGCUCAGGUCAACGUCGCGAACGGCGGGAGCGGGUCCCCUACGCCGCUUGUGUCCUUCCCCGGUGCGUACACCGGCUACGAGCCCGGCAUCCUCAUCGACAUCUACGACCUCCCGAGCAACUUCACGGGAUACGAAGCUCCCGGCCCGGCGGUUUGGAACCAGUGAACGCACGGUCCGUGGCAACUUGAAGGAUGUGAGGACGGCGUGCUAUGUAUGUAAUAGCUCCGGGUGCGAGGGUAGAUGCUGUGUGUGAUAUGAGUGUUGUUGCGCCCAGCCACGGUGUGCGUUGAGCUGCUCGCGAAUUGGCUGGUAUGUUGAGGGAGUCGUCGGUGCCUGUGUGGCUUCAGUGGCCCCUUCGCGAGAAUGUGGUGAAGUUGGUGGGUGUUCGCUCGUGACAGCAGGCUCUCCACUGUAGCCCACCCCCACGCUAGUACUGUGGGGGAUGUGACCCGAUCGGUCGCUGCUAGAUUUGAGCGCGGGCGCUCCGAGCCCAUGGACACAUUUUGAGGCCAACUAAGAUCCUGCCGUGGCCGUCC